CUGGCAGACUGUCGAUCAGCGGGGUUCUCAACAGUGCCCACCACACUCAGUACAGAAGUGCAAGAGCUUAACUUAGCCAACAACAACAUUAUAUACCUGGAGAAGGAUGCUUUCAAGAAGGCCGGACUGGUCAACCUGCAGAAGCUGUACCUGAAGGACAACCAGAUCCGCAGUGUGCACAAGGACGCCUUUUAGGACUUGCGGAUUAUGAUCGAACUCGACCUAAGUGGCAACAGAAUCGACAAGCUCCAUCCGCAUACCUUCACGGGUCUGGAGAAGCUCCGUGUGUUGGACCUCAGCAUGAAUCAACUCUCACGGUUAGAUGGGGUCCAGUUUCCUCCUCUGCCUCACCUCCGUAAACUUUACUUCCGGGAGAAUAAACUAAAUUACAUCCAUAACUUCGCCUUCUCCAACCUCAAGCUUCUCGACUCCCUAAGGUUAUCAGGUAACCAGCUCAAGUUGGUGCAGCCUGAGCUCUUCACCAACAACACCAACCUGGUGGAGUUAGAGCUUCACGACAAUCAGUGGGUGUGUGACUGUCACCUCAAGAAUCUCGUCCGCUGGGUGAAGAGCAGGUCACUUCUUCAGACGCAUGUUACCUGCCACUCACCUGAGCGAGUCUCAGGUCGUAAGUGGGAGGAAUUGUCUGAGUAUGAGCUGGCGUGUAGACCAAAUCUUGUAGUACCUCAGUCUCAGAUCCCGGCUGCCCUGGGCCAGAACGCCUCCAUGACGUGCCGUGCCUCAGGUGACCCACUACCCCAGCUGAAAUGGGUCCUUCAUGGCCGAGUGUUGACCAAUAUGUCCAUCAUACCGUUCUCUCAGCCAGAGCAGAGAUAUGUGGUAAACGAAGUGGUGGAGGGUGAGGAGCGCUGGACCCAGCUCACAGUGACCCACAUGUCAGAUCAUGACUUUACUUACUACACCUGUGUGGCAGAUAACUUAGCCGGAUUAGUGGAGCAAAAUAUAUCCCUCAUCCCAGCCACCCCGACACUACCUGGGGCUAUUAGUCCUAAGACUGGCCUCGACCUGUAUAUAAUUAUUGCUAUAGCAGCAGGUGGUCUGCUGUUGUUGAUUCUCAUCCUUAUUUUAAUUUGUUGCUGCCUGAAAAAGCGGAAGCGUCAUGAAUCAAAACCUCGGCCGAAGGUGAACGGUGUUGCUGGCGGGAAUCACAUAGAACACAAAAAUGUGCUGAUUGUCAACCCCGUUGAGAAGCCUCCACGCAAGUAUGAGAAGGUGCCACAGACUGACCUGGAGUUGAUGGCCCUCAACACUGAUCCUGGAGCACACAGGAAUUAUGAUGAGGUAGACUACCCUGAAGCUGGUCCUGCCUCUCACCGCACUCCCCUGGCUACGCUGGAAGAGGAGGACGAUGAUCUUCCCUCCCAGGAUACCACCCUACCUCUCGACACCACCGCCACACCCUCACACUGUGCCCUCGCUGACUAUAUGGCGCACUACCCAGACUUGCUGGACAUGACACGACCCAGAGCCGUGUCACCAACACAGCUCUCCUAUCACUCGCUGGUGGCUCCUCAGUUCACAACACCUGGGGAUUGGCGCUACAGCUACACUCAUCCAGAUUACCCUCACUACCCAGUGGCAUAUGCGCCGCCCCACCAAGUGCAGCAGCGGCCUGGGUAUGUGACUCUCCCACGCAGGCAUCGCUCCCCUUCCUGGGCAGGCCACCCCUCAUCAGUUGAGCCAGACAGCACAUCACCACCUCCAGCCAGUGAGGAUGGGAAAGUGGUUCGUCUAGAUCCCAUCUACGACACACUAGGACCACGUACUACUGCUGAUGGUACGUCACGUACUGAUCUUACCCGGCCAGCAUUACGUGCUGCAGAACCAUUCACUCCACGUACACCACAGUCCCCUAACUCCCCACCUUCUCUUCCACCUUACUACACCCCAGUUAAUCAGAGUACCCAGCCUGGCCGCCUUCAAUCCCGAAAUCAAAGCUCUACACUCCCUCGAUCAACACCCAACCUGCUUGACGGCAACAGUGGUCUGAGCAUCCCUCAACAUGAGACUCCUUCCUCUCACCUGAACGCACGCGCGCGUCUGGCUGCCCACUCUCCGACACCGUCCAAUGCUAGUACAGUACGCACCGCCUCGCCUGCUUACCGUACAUCAUCUCCCGUUGUUUCAGUGUCCCCUCAACACCACUCCCCUCAUCAACCUCCCCUUAACGGCCACCACGCCACACCCAGCAAAAAUCCUCUGGGCUCCAGUAACGAGUCUACUCUGGACAGUUCCUCCCAACACAACAACAACAAUAACUCUGUGAGUGGCAAGAAUAAUGUCAACAAGGGUGACAUUAGCCUGGGGUCGCCAGGAGGCCCAGUCAUCGUGGCCACGUCUGGUAAGAAGGUUCCCCCUAAACCACCACCAAAACCCAAUAGCAAACGGCUCUCCGUAUCCUCAACAACUAGUGACUCAAGGAAAGCUUCCCUGGGUGAUAAUGGCCGAGUCUUCCAAGAUGAAGGACCUGAUGGUACUGAAGUGUGAAACUAAGUCUUAAACCUCAGGUCUAGUGUGUGUGUAUAUGUGAGACAUUGUUGGUAGAGCCAGGACGUAAAAGUAGGGGAUGAUGAUGAUGGGGGUAGUGUAGUGAACAAAAAAUUGGGAAUUGUUUAUUGAUGAGAAUCUGUUGGAGCUGCACAGGAAUGUUGUCGAGAACCAAGACUGGACAUCCGUGUUGGGUGAGUGGUGGAGCAGCCAAGGUGACGGGGAGGUGGUGUACUAUAGGCUGGCUCUAGUGAUUCACAAGCCUUCCAGUGUGGUGAAGAUUUUUUUUUUUUAAUUUUGUACUUUUGGAUAUGAUUUUGUGCAUAUGUUAAGUGCAGGACAUGUACAGUACAGUAUAUAUAUAUUGUGGAAGCUUACCAAGACAGAUGUAUGGUGGAAGUGAUCCCGUACAGUAGAUGGUGUUUGAUAAUAAUACACCAGGACCAGUGGGUGUGUGAGACGACAACCUGCAUUUAAAUAUGGAUGAACAGUCCAUAUGACCUCUGCAGUUUGCUGUGAAUAUAGAUUAUAAUCUUCAAACCGAAGUUAAAAAAAUGUUAGUUGAUUUAGAUGGAGUUUGAUUACUAUGCUAAAUAUAUAUUGUAUUUUCAUAACGCAAGUAGCACCAAAUUUUGUAUGUUCAUAUUUAUUGAUGAGAAAGCUUAUGUGAAAUCAUAGCGCAUAUCUAGUGACCAUUUGUGUAUAUUCUGCAUCCGCAUGAGCCAUGGCAACCCCAGUUUGGUAUGACGCAGUUUCAAUAUAAAUUAACAAAUUGUUGCAUAAUUACGAUGAUGUUCAAGUAUUAAGGACACAGACUUUUGCUGCGGGUCCUGGUAAACCUUGUGGAGGAUGACAACUGGUCACCUGGUCCACAGUGUGUAUGAUGCAGGGUUCUUAUACAUAGAAGAUUAUCUCAACACACAUUAUCCUCUCCUGUGUGACCAUUACUCUUGUGGUGUUUAUUGUUGUGUCUGUGAUGUCAUUAUGGCGUGGCUUUCUCUGGCCUCUUCGUCUUGAAGCUACCAUGAAAGGAAAGUUGCUUUUCAACUUAGUCUGGAAAACGAUUGCAAAAAAAGGUUCAUUUUCAAGUUAGUAUGGAAAUCUACCACAAUAUAUUUUAUUUUAUUUUUCAUGGUAGUUCACAAAUUAACGCAUUUAUCUUUUUUUUCAAGUUAGUCAAGAAAUUACCACAACAUUUUUUAAAGUUUGUCUGAAAUUACAAUAAUGUAUUAUUAUUGGCAGGUGUAGUGUGAAGAUACCAUAGAUAUAAAGUUUCUUUCUAAGCUAGUUUGAAAAUUACUACUUACACAAAAAAAAAAAUAUUUUUAAAGUUAGUGUGAAAACUAUUACAAAAUGAAAGUUACUUUUCAAGUCACGCAGAGAACAGUGAGCUUACCGUGGUGGAGCUGUGUACAGGGACCCUGACUAUGAUCAGUUGUGGUGUGGCAGUGUUAGGAGUGUCAAACCUGACUGUAGAAGUACAAACUUGUAAUAACAAUCGCUGUUUACAAUCAGUUAGCUAAAUGGACCUUCCAGACCUAAUUUUAAAGUAGCGGUAAAAAUGUGAAAAUUUCUGCAACCAUAAAUUAUUUUGUGUUGGCUUUGGGCCUCGACUACAAGGGAACAAUUUGAGGUGCUUUGUUCUUGUCAAGCUUCCUUCAUAGUGUUUAUCAUUUACAAGUUUGUGGAGUUCAGUUUAGUUUGAUUGAGUGAAGUGACUUUCACUCUUGCUACAGUAUAUGUUAACCUGUUUCUUUUAGUUGUGUGAAGAUUAUUUCCAUUAUUCAUUCUGUAGGAAGUUUGGAUUAUGUUUGCUUGCACACACUUGGCUUUUUUUCCUCAAAAUUAGCUUUUAUUUUCUAUAAUUUUACCAAUGCAGAAGAUUUCGGUUAUUAAGGCUUUGAUCUCUUUACCGUUUGAGUAAUGAAAACGAGUGCCAACUAGGAGUGUUGAAGUUGAUUCAUUCAUAAAACAAUGGCAUAAAAGACAUUCAGAAUGAGAGCAUCAUACCGCAGACCUUACAGGGUGGGUGAGGGAGAGACACAACCCACCUCUUCUUUUACCCCCACACAAUUUUUGAUGUACUGAAAUGCCUCAAGCUCCCACACCAAGACACUAAUUUACUUCUUUCAUGUGGGAGACUUAGUGGGAAUGCAACUUCUUGUCUGUCUUCUUAGCAAAACGUGUGUUUUAGUUCAUAAAAAACAAAAAAACAAAAAGAAAAAGAAUAAAGAAACAUGCCCCUUGUUGCUGUGAUGUCAUAAACCUGUUUGUCAAAUUCAAUUGUUUUAUCCAUUUUAUUUCUGUCAAAACUUGGCUCAUUUUUCCAUAUAAAAGUAUAAGACGGUUGUGGUGUUGAUGGCCAGAAUCUCUCUUGCUCCGUGUGAGGUGUAAGAGGAUGCUCAAAUCACCUGGUCUUCUGCCCUGAGUGUUGCCUGAAGGUGAGUGCUUCCUGACGAUGUAACCUGGCAUAGGCAAGAACCAGUAAAGUCAGCUUCUUCGAGUUGUAAGAUACAGAUGCAUUCCCAACAUAGACAGAUGAAUUCCAGCACUUACAGGUGUAGCCUAGAAAGACAGGUGUUCCAACAUGUGUAGAAGAUAGGCUAGGAGGCCAAGGAGCAGAGGACCACAUUAGAGUAUUUCUUUGAUAUGUUACAGUUCCUUAGGUGAUGUGGUCAGUCGUAUAGUGUGGCCAAUCAGAUAUUGUUACCAUAGUGUGGUACAGGAUAAAAAAUGUGGCUAGGGUGUGUUGCAGGGUAGGAAGGUGUGGCCAGGGUGUGUUGCAAGUUAAGAAAAUGUGGAUCGGGUGUCUUUCAGGAUUGGAAUGUGCGGCCAGGGGGGGAUUGCAAGAUAAGAAAAUGUGGCCAGGAUGUGUUACAGGGUAUAUGGCUAAGGUAAGAAAGUGUGGAUAGGGUGUGAUAGUUUGACCAAGGUGUGUUGCAGGGUAAAGAAUAUGUGGUCAGGGUGUCUUGCAGGGUAAGUGAGUGUGACCAAGGUGUGAAAAUGUGGCCUGGGUGUAUUCAAGGGUAACAAGGGUAUACAGGUAGUAGUAAUGAAAAACUACUGGUGUGGCCACGGUUGUGUUCGAGGAGCAAGAUGGGUUGGCCACACAUCAUUCAAGUCAAAAAGAAGAAAAUACAUGAAAAAAAAAAGAUCAAUUUGUGAACAUUCCUACAGAGACGAUGUCCUGGUAACUGUAAGGCACAAAUUGAAAGUUAAUAAAAGAUUACAUGAAA
Messenger RNA from Homarus americanus (American lobster), 5744 nucleotides. RefSeq lists its product as uncharacterized. The record is from RefSeq and is a predicted model, not a curated record. Gene Ontology annotation, molecular function: protein binding. The transcript is spliced from 5 exons. The coding region runs from base 208 to 2508 and encodes 766 amino acids. Lineage: Eukaryota; Metazoa; Arthropoda; Malacostraca; Decapoda; Nephropidae.